Messenger RNA from Achroia grisella, 1622 nucleotides. RefSeq lists its product as uncharacterized. The transcript has 8 exons. Bases 147 to 1484 code for a protein of 445 amino acids. Gene Ontology annotation, molecular function: protein binding. NCBI's taxonomy places the organism in Eukaryota, Metazoa, Arthropoda, Insecta, Lepidoptera, Pyralidae. The record is from RefSeq and is a predicted model, not a curated record.
GAGACCUACACGAUUACGUUAUCAAUACUGAAAUCAAAUUCUGUCAUAAUAAUAAAUAGAUAUUAUUUUAAUUUUUCUAAUGAGUCCUUUUAAAUUUUAAUUAGAAUAACCAACAUUGUGGUGUCUUGAACUAGUCUGUUGAUAUAAUGUCUACAGUCGGUCCUGAAUUUUUAAGUUAUAUCAAGAAACUCGAAGACAAUGGCGAUAAACUUACAACUGGAACUCCAAUGGAACCUCAUCUUGAAUUCGAAUUCAAUAAUACUACAUGCUAUGUUUGCAAUGGCUACUACGGUCCUAGUUUUGGAGAGCCAGUGUGUGUAACAUGCCACUCAUUUUUGUUUCCUGAUUUUCCCUCCUAUCUUCCAACUUCCUACUUCUGCAGUGAGAAAACUGAUGAUGGUGACUCUGGGAAUGAUGAACCAUCGGAUUUAAACUUUUGUUUGGAUAGAAGAAUGAAUAGACCCUAUCCUCUAAUCACUUUGUGGAAUUACAGAAACUCAUUAGAUAGUGAAACAAGUCCAGAGGAUGAGAUAAGUCGAGCGAGUGGUCAAGGGGCCAGUGGCAGUGGUAGUGGAAGCAGCGGUUCAGCUAGUGGUAGUGGCAGCACUCGGCACAUUGCACAUGUAGGUGAAAGUCGUGCCGGACAGGGCCCUCCACCACAGCCACCUAGCUUGGCACGUUCAUUACAAGCCUUGUCUACACCAUGGCCACCUGACAACCUUGCUCCAGGCCUUGUAGAGCAGCUGCCAUCUGAAGUGCUGCUGUGCAUCUUCAGCUACUUGGACGACAUGUCGCUGUGCGCGUGCGCGUGCGUGUGCUCGCGGUGGUGGCGGCUGGUGCGGGCGCGCGUGCCUCCGCCGCGCUGGGCGACCUUUGCGGCCACCCGCUGGCCGCUCUUCAGGCCGCUCGUUGCCAAUAUCGACUGGCACAAGAAAUACCAAUCAUUGGUGGAAUCAAGUUUCUGUCGUAAUUGUCUAGUACAAAUGUGCGUGCAAGCUCAGCCCGACGGCGAAGAGAACGCAUGGCGAAGGAAUAGACUCCGAAAUGAACUAAAGAUGUUAAGAAAUGAUCCACCUGAAGGCAUAGCGGCGACACCACUGGACCCAAAAUGCUGUCACUGGCAGGCCAGCGUUACGGGACCUGUGGGCUCGCCAUACGAGGGCGGAGUUUUCUAUUUAUAUAUUCAAGUACCUUAUUCUUACCCAAUGAGUCCACCGGUGGUGCGGUUCCUAACGCGCGUUUUGCAUCCCAACGUAUCCCGCCACGGCGACGUCGGCAUUGACUCCGUUCACCACAAUUGGUCGCUGGCGCUCACCGUUAGCAAAGUGCUCAUAUCAAUUCAGAGUCUGCUCACCGACCCUUACACCGCUGUGUGCAUGGAACCGGAAGUGGGUGAGAUGUACGUCCGCAACCGACCGCGGUUCGAAGCUCUUGCGCGGCAGUGGACGUGGCGUUACGCUAUGCAUGAUAUACUUCCAUAUUGAACAAUCCCGUUGACCAUAUCCAAGUGCCAACUGGUUUAAUGGAAGCUGAAACACAAACGCCCUGACUGGGAAGUGACGUGUAACUGACAGUUGCUAUUUAAUCCUUGUGAAUUUUACACCCUCGUCAUAUAUAUAUAU